Molecule: messenger RNA, 3462 nt
Organism: Lethenteron reissneri (Far Eastern brook lamprey)
Lineage: Eukaryota; Metazoa; Chordata; Hyperoartia; Petromyzontiformes; Petromyzontidae
Source: RefSeq, a predicted model, not a curated record
GGCGGCCGUGGGCGCCAUCCGUUGCCAAGCGCCGCCGUUGCUAGAGCCGCGCCGAGCUGGGCGAGUGGCGUGGGCCCGUCGCCGUUUGUGCCGAACGCGGUUUGGUGGCCUCUGCGCGUACCACAUGGCGAACGUUGGAGCGACGCGCGCAGAGCAGCAAGGCAAACUCACGCCCGAGGACGCCCGGUCACUCGGCAAGAGCCCCGUGUACGGAGUGCGGUGGCUGGACGCGUGUCUGCAAGAGACUCUCCUGCCAGGCGCGUCCUGGCACAAGAUCUCAACGGAGGUCUCAUCAGAAGCCCUCGACACGAGGAAAAGGUCACCGGGUAAAGAGCACCACGGUCAGAGGUCACCGAAUGAAGACUCCGUGGCGGCGUUCGUGGACGGCACCCGCGUUGCGGUCGCUGCCGCGGCCAGAAGGGCGAUGGCGCAGGAAGCGGCGCACCAAGGGGAGCCGGUGCGCCGCUCGGUUGGGCUGCAAGGCUCCAGGAGCGAGCUGCUGGGAGAGUCUAUGUGCGCCGUGCUGGGGGUCGGGCCUGAGUGCCUGGACAGAGUGUGCUCGCGGCUCACGGGCAAACUCCUCCCGGCACGGCUCCGUGGAGAAAUAUGGUGCCGGUCUCUUGGGGGUGCGUGCGAGGGGGAGGCGUGGGAGCAGUUCAGGCGGAAAGUGUGGCGUGGCGUGGAUCAGAUGGGGAUGACGCACGCCACGCAAUCUCCCGUCGCACACCUCAUCCGCAACACGGUGACGGAGAAGCUGCGUGGGAGCGGCUGGCUGCAGCGCACGUACAUCUCGGGCGAUGGGCUGGCAUUCACGCUCGUGUGCGACGUCCUCAAUGUGCUGUACACGCACGGCCGCGUGUACGCACCCCACCUCGUGUACCGCCUCGUGCCGCUGCACCUCGCCUUCGCAUCCGGGCACCCGCACGCAGAGGCCACACUGCAGCUCGCCUUCCACCUCAAUGCCCUCCUUCAGAAGCACUUCCCGGAGUGGCGACGCAUCGCCGACAUCUCGCAGCGAGUGGUCGCGCGGCUGCAGGAGGGCGACCCGCACCUGCACGCGCGGCUGCUGAGGCUGACGCGCGACGUGGCGGCACCACACACGCAGAAGGAAUUCCGGAGCCUCCUGGAGUGGGGCGACGACGAGGAGAAGCAGAAGCAUUCGCACACGGGCGACGGGGAGCGCGGAGACUCUGGAGGAGACGCGGCGGAGCACGGGGACCCGCACGGCCCCCCGCCCAGCAUCCUGCUGGUCUUGCGCAAGUGGAUCGGAGAGGCAUUCGUGAGCGUGCUGUCGGCACCGGCCGUGCUGCUGCUGUGGGACCAGCUGUUCCUGAGCGCGUGGGAUGAGCGUGUGUUUGUGGAUUCGUGCCUCGCGCUGCUGUUGCUGCUCAGGGACCAGAUCAUGGCGUGCGCCGACUGGAGCUCGCUCAUCCAGGUGCUGUUGGAGGAGACGCAGCGUCUCUACACGGUGGACGUGGCACGGGCGUUGGCGCACCUGCGGGGAGACGGCGACGCGCUGGCCGUGCCUGCGCUCAACCGCUGGCACGGCGCCCUCUCCCCGUGGGUGGCCCACGACCCGAGUGUGGCGCCGCCCGCCCCGUGCCGGCCCUCCGAGCCGUUCGUCCUCCACAUCGACGCCGUGCGCUACCUGCCCGAUUGCGCCACCAUCAUCAAGGUGACGGGCCGCGUGGUGAAGUCGGGCCUGGAGGGACUGGAGGACAUCAUGGCCGUGCCAGAGUUGGACAGCCUGGCGCGGAGCCCCCACUUCUCGGAGUGCGUCUCGAUCCCCGCGGGGAGCGACGCGCGGGUGCACGACGACGCGCUGCUGCUGCUGCGCGUCUACACGCUGGAGAGGGACUCGCGGCGCGCCGUCGUCAUCGGUAACGUCCUGUUCGGGCUGUUCCGGAGCGACGGAUGUCUCAAGAGCGGCGGGCACCAGCUGAGGCUGUGGGCGGGGAUGCCCGAUCCCGGGGACUCGGCUCCGCUGAACGAGCACUCGCUCGUCCAUCACCCGCUUGUGCCGGCGUGCACCAUCCUCAUCCGCUUGCUGCCGCUCACUCCGGAGCCGAGGCCCCGGCCCUCGUACGAGACAGGGUUCUACUUGACGGAGGGGGCCCGCCCCUCGCCCUCGGAGAUCAACAUCAUGAGCUCGUACAGCAGGGACGACGCGGGCUCCCCCCGCACCGUGCGGGACUGGCUCUCCGUGCUGCACCCCGGUGAGCUGCCUGCGGACUGGCGCAGCGUCUACCUGGAGCUGCUGGACGCGCGGCGGGCGCUGCCCCCGGGCUGCCCGGCGCCGCACCUGAGCCCGCUGAGGGCCGUGCGGUACCGGCAGCGCACCGGCGUUUGCGUCAGCGUCACGGACGCCAGCGUCACAUCACGCGGCUGCCCGUACCAUUACGUACGGGUGUUGGCGAACAUAUUGCCGAGUGCCGAACUGGACACGCGCGCCGUCAAGGAGAUCGUGAUCGCGAACCGUUUGAACCUCGUCAACUGCGGCACUCUGAGCGGGGAGCUGGAAAACUGUAAGAUUCUGAAUCUGCAGCCGGACUGGGCGAACUCGCUGCUGCUCAGGGUGUUCGGCCGGAACGACGACGGCGACGACGGUGAAAAUUCGGAAUUUGCCGACGUGAGCAGCGCGGACUCCAAAGGGAGCAGCUCGUCGCCGCAGCUGGGCUGGGGAGUGCUGCCCCUGUUCCACGGGCCAUAUGUGAGGACAGGAAAACAUGACAUUCUGCUGUUUGAAGGGGCUCCAGAUGAGAACGUGGCGGCGCUGCUGACCCGGGGGGGUGGGGACGUCGCCUCGGCCCUGCGGGAGGCGGAGGAGAAGCAGUGGACUCGGCGAGCGCAGCUCUGCACCGGCCUCACCGUGGAGCUGUGGGACGGACAUUACCUGGAGGCCGAGAGGCAGUCGCUCAUGAACUGGGCCUCCAAGCAUCAGGCGGAACAUGGAGAAGAGCGACCGUAGCCUUCCUGUUCGUCUCCGUACGCGAGGCUCUGCUCGUGAGACGACGGAGACUUGGACGCGUCACACCCUCGGCCGGCCGGUUGGCCGGCCGGCUCCCCCUCGACGAAUCCGCGACAGCGACCGCAGGCAUCGACGGCACGCGGACACUGCGGCACUCUGCUUGGUGUCCGCUACUCGGCCGACUCGAUGAUGUCAGCUCGUGCUCCGGUUCAGAACGCUCAACAGGGCGGACCUCUUGACGGAUGUCAGCGAUGGCUCUCGUUCAAUUGGAUUCCUCCCACCGCCUCUGUCCGCCCAGGGGCAUAAAUGGGAACUACCGCAGUUAGUCGAUCGGUGGGUAUUGGGUGUGGGUACUCCUAACACAUCUCCCACGACGUUACUGGGCCAGCAUGGACGAGUUGACUCUAGAUUUGAAGCUUUCGUGACUGCAAGGAUUCAUACUCUUAGUUUUUUUCAGUAAAGUCACGUAGGUAAAAAAUAAAAUUAAAAGUAAU